CUCUACGGUUUCAUCAUAUUACACGAACAGUGCACGCGGUGCGCCGCUUGGCCAGACAAGCAUGCGCAUACGAACUGUGCGGACAAGUCAGUGAACAAGCUUCAGAUGUGGUUCAUGUGAUGUCACUGUGCGUGCCUCGAGAACAGGCGGUUUUUGUGGCCUGUUUGAAGCGUGUCGCCCAUUCCAUCAACCAUUUGUUGUUAAUUCAUACGACGUUCGCGAGCUUUCCUUGUUGAGUCAUGGAUCCUCCUAUUCCGAAACUAUCACUGCAUACCAUAUCCGCUCUAGACGUCCCAGAUACCGGUCAGCAGGGUCAGCUGGCGAGACGGGAUGCAUUUGGCCCGGUGCCACGUGGACGGAUUCCAUACUACCUUGUGUUAGAAUCUGUCUUGGAGCAACUCUGCAGUUUUUAUGAAUGUGAUGACUCUCGUCGCCAAGAAUUAUUUGAAGGAGUGAGAAAUCAGCUUCGUCGACUUAAGUUCUUAGAUCCCACUCCAGAGCUCCAGGAAUUGCGCCCCUUUAGGGUGAGAUUUCGACAUGCUUUUGGUUGUUUGAUCGAGAAUGUCAGGAAAGACAUUCGCGGACACCAUAGUGAGAGUUUGGGUAGUAUUCCUGGACCAACACUUGACCUUGCACUUCGCCUCAAUGAUGUUGUGUACCACCAAAAACGUUAUGAAUACGACUUUGAAGAAAUUGAAGAAAUCGCUGAAGGAGGAUUUGGAAUCGUUUGUAAGGCCAGGAGAAGAACAGACCGCCAAAUUUAUGCGGUGAAGAAGAUCCCCUUCAAGUACUGCAAUCCAAAGGUCCUAAAGCAGGUAUUAAGGGAAGUGGAGCUUCUGGCUCAACUUUGUCAUCCUAAUAUUGUGGCCUACAAGUCAGCGUGGAUUGAAAAUGUGACAGACUUUAUGACAAAGUCUCAUUCAGCCGCUGUUGACAGCUUUCAAAGUACUGUUCUGAUAUCUUCUGGUAAUGGUGAUACAAGCUCACUGCCAUAUAUUGUUGAGUCAUCCACAUCUCUGGACACAGAGCCGGAAGAAUGCCAGAAGGAGUGUUUGAAUAGCGCAAGCCGGGAUGAAUACUGGGAUCCAUAUGCAACUGAGCGGUGUGCAUCACUGGAAGAGCCAAGCAAAGAGACUGUGGACCUUGUUUGUGCUAGUGCCUCUGCCAGAAAAUAUAAGCGCUCGCGCCGGAGCUCAAAGAGUGAUAGUGAACUCAGAAAAGGUGUGGAUGCACAUAGCAUAAUUGAAAGGAAGACAUCAAGUGACACUUCCAGUGCCUCAGCAGUGGUGACUCCUCAAGAGCAUAUCUUUAGUCUUCUCCGUUCUUCGGAUGUUGGAGGUAUGCUGUACAUUCAAAUGGAGCUAUGUUCCAAAAACCUAGCUGAUUGGUUGGCCGCACGUAAUCAGCGGCUAGCUGCACCAGAGUCUGCUGAGAGUAGCAUCAGCAUCAUUCCAGAAGCAAUGAACAUCUUCAAGCAGAUCUUAAAUGGGGUGGAGUAUAUGCAUUCCAAAGGAUUCAUCCAUAGAGAUAUCAAGCCUCAGAACAUCCUGUUUGAUUUGGAAGGUUCAUUGGUGAAGAUUGGAGACUUUGGUCUUGCCACUCGCACUAAUCAACAGGAGUCAUCUACUCAUCAAUUUCCAUGGGCAUCUCAGUCGGGUCACACGCAAGUUGAAGGCACCAGCCUGUAUGCUGCACCGGAGCAGCGUAGACAGGCCUCUUAUGACAGCAAGGUGGACAUAUACAGCUUGGGCUUGGUGCUGACCGAACUACUGUGCCCAUUCUCCACUGCCCACGAACGCUUCACAGAGCUCACAAAACUCCGUGAAGGCAAUCUGCCGUCAGCACUAGAGGCACACUCAGAGGAGAUGGUGAAGACCAUUUUGGCCAUGUGCAAGAGCGAUCCUAAGGAAAGACCAAGUGCAAACGAACUCUUGAUUUCACCUAUAUUUAUUGACAAAGACAAGAUGAUCAAGGAAUUAAGAGCAGAGCUGAAAGAAAAGGAUGAAAGGCUGUCUAGCAUGGCAUAUGAAUUGGCCCUCUUGAAAAGCACUUUAGAGAAGGUGAAAGUGGAGCUGAAGUGGUAUCAAGAUAACAGCGGCGUUCUGAUGUUUUCACAUAGUCCGAGCUAGGACUAUGCCUGUGAUAUUAGUCGUUUGAUGUGUUCAUUUACGUUUUGUGCCAAAGUUUUCCAAUUAAAAAUUUU
This is a messenger RNA of Rhipicephalus sanguineus (brown dog tick), 2203 nucleotides long. RefSeq names its product probable serine/threonine-protein kinase ifkC. The record is from RefSeq and is a predicted model, not a curated record. The coding region runs from base 240 to 2129 and encodes 629 amino acids. Gene Ontology annotation, biological process: protein phosphorylation. Gene Ontology annotation, molecular function: protein kinase activity; ATP binding. The transcript has 16 exons. NCBI's taxonomy places the organism in Eukaryota, Metazoa, Arthropoda, Arachnida, Ixodida, Ixodidae.